UGAAACAACUCCUAGUCCAUCAUCAGUGUUGGCUUUGAAUUCAUUAAGAACGUUGUCAUCAUGAAAGUCCUAUUUGCUGUUCUUGCUUUGGCCACGGUGGCCUUAGCCGCCAAGAAAUCUCGAAUGCAUCCCUAUUCGGCCAAAUCCAACCAAGCGGAGAACCAAUAUCUUGAUUGCUAUGACUAUUCUGGACAAGGUGGAGCCAAUAUCCGGAUCACCGAUUAUAUCGAAAACCUGGCCCAAGCUGGAUUCGAUAACAUGGCCAGUUCUUGCUGUUUCAACGGAGUCUGGAUGCUCUACGACGAGCCCAACUACAACAGCCGAAACUUGGAGGCUGCCAGUUACUUCGGAUGGGGAGAGAACUAUUGUGACGAUUUCAAUCCUGACAUUGACAACAAGGCUUCCUCCGUGAGAUUCUCCGGAGCUCCCGAUGGCUACAAGUACGACACCAUCAACUUCUAUGAGGGCAAAUUCUUCAUGGGACAAGAGCAAUACUUUUAUGACGACGCUCCCCAAUUCAACUAUGACAACUUGGGCCGAUCUGUGAUCGUGACGGGAUGCUCGCCAUGGACCAUUUACCAAUAUGACAACUACCAAGGAUACAGCUUGUGCUUGUAUCCCGCAGACACAAGCCAAUGCUACCCCAACUUCUACGCUCAACCUUCAGAUUUGGGAUUCUUGUCCGAUCAAGUGUCCAGUACCCGCAAGGGAUGCUUCUCAAAGAACAUUGUCUAUGGCAAGACCAUGGAGCCAUCAGUUAUUUACUCUAGUCUUGAUUAAACAAAGACCUAGCAAUAAAAUCAAUUGCAUUUGUACA
Molecule: messenger RNA, 817 nt
Organism: Tigriopus californicus
Lineage: Eukaryota; Metazoa; Arthropoda; Copepoda; Harpacticoida; Harpacticidae
Product: beta-crystallin A1-1-like
Exons: 3
Coding region: 61-780 (239 amino acids)
Source: RefSeq, a predicted model, not a curated record